Molecule: messenger RNA, 4873 nt
Organism: Calliphora vicina (urban bluebottle blowfly)
Lineage: Eukaryota; Metazoa; Arthropoda; Insecta; Diptera; Calliphoridae
Gene: rb
Product: adaptor related protein complex 3 subunit ruby
Exons: 3
Coding region: 303-3791 (1162 amino acids)
Biological process (GO): vesicle-mediated transport; intracellular protein transport
Cellular component (GO): AP-3 adaptor complex; membrane coat
Source: RefSeq, a predicted model, not a curated record
UUGAAGUCAAGUGAAAAUAUUGCAGAAAAAAUAUAUAUUGCAGAAAAUUUUGCAAAAAUCAACUAUUUUUAUAAAGAAAUCUAUAUAAAUAAACAAAUAUUUUCUAUAUUCAAGUAGUUAGUAACAAUAAUUAAACAAUACGUUCAAAUUUAAAGCAAAAUAUUUGAUAUUUUCUUGAAAUAUCAACAAAGAAAAAAAUUGUGUUUUCAAUUUUUGCUUAAAGUGUUUGUGUGAGUGUGUGAGAAAGAAAAAAAUCUUUUCAUUAUUUUUUUUUUUUGUGACCCUUAUCUUAUUUUGCUCGUAUGCUAUCUUCAAGUUCUCCCAUUACUUUAGCGGGGAGUCUAAAUAGCACAACAUCAGCAGCCAUGCAGCAGCAAUCGAAUGCUUUUUCCGCUUAUGGCGAUAAAGCCCAAAUGGGUUUGGACAUUGAAUAUGGCACAGAUCCGGCUAGCGGGGCCAUAUUUAAGUAUGAAGGCCGCAAACACGAUGACUUGAAACAAAUGUUGGAUAGCAACAAAGAUGGUUUGAAAUUAGAGGCCAUGAAACGUAUAAUUGGCAUGAUAGCCAGAGGCCGUGAUGCUGGUGAUCUGUUUCCUGCAGUGGUCAAGAAUGUAGUUUCGAAAAAUAUAGAAGUCAAGAAAUUGGUUUACGUAUAUUUGGUGCGUUAUGCGGAGGAACAACAAGAUUUGGCCUUGCUAUCCAUUUCCACAUUCCAAAGGGCUCUCAAGGAUCCCAAUCAAUUAAUAAGAGCCUCAGCUUUAAGGGUAUUGUCUUCUGUAAGGGUGGCCAUGAUAGUGCCUAUAGUAAUGUUGGCCAUACGGGACAGUGCCUCAGAUAUGAGUCCCUAUGUGCGCAAGACAGCAGCACAUGCCAUACCCAAGCUGUAUUCAAUAGAUCCGGAACAAAAGGACGAGUUGGUAACAGUUAUAGAAAAAUUGCUCUCUGAUCGCACCACCUUGGUAGUGGGUUCCGCAGUAAUGGCGUUUGAGGAGGUUUGCCCCGAACGUGUUGACUUGAUCCACAAAAACUAUCGUAAACUUUGCAACCUUUUGGUGGAUGUAGAUGAAUGGGGUCAGGUGAUUAUUAUCAAUAUGUUGACGCGUUACGCACGUACACAAUUUGUUGAUCCAAAUGCCGACGAGCCAACUGACGAUGACAACGCACAAAGUUCCGAAGAAAACAAAAAGUUUUACGAUGAAGAUUCGGAUGAAAGCGAUUCGAAUGCCAGCGAUGAUGAUGAUGGCAAUAAAAAGUCCAAACAUAAUCAAAACAGUAAAAAACAGUCUUCAACUUCAUCACCCUCAUCUAGCUAUCAUGUAGAUCUGGAUCAUCGUUUGUUAUUGAGGCAGACAAAACCAUUGCUACAAUCACGCAAUGCUUCGGUAGUAAUGGCUGUGGCUCAAUUGUAUCACCAUGUAGCUCCGCGCCAGGAAGUGCAACUCAUAGCGAAAGCCCUUAUACGUCUGCUACGUUCACACAAAGAGGUACAAAGUGUGGUGUUGACCUGUAUAGCUUCAAUGUCUACGAAACGCAAGGUGAUCUUUGAAGCCCAUAUUAAAUCAUUUUUUGUACGCACAAGUGAUCCUACCCACAUUAAAUUGUUGAAAUUGGAAAUUCUAACUAACUUGGCUUCUGCGGCCAGUAUCUCUUUAAUUUUAAGGGAAUUUCAAACUUACAUUUCCAGUAAUGAUCGUCCAUUUGUGGCUGCCACCAUACAAGCUAUAGGCAGAUGUGCUGGUACAAUUAAGGAAGUAACAGAAACUUGUCUCAGUGGUUUGGUCCACUUACUGUCGAAUCGUGAUGAACAUGUGGUAGCCGAGAGUGUAGUGGUCAUUAAAAAAUUGCUGCAAACAAAGGCAGCCCAGCACUUUGAUAUUAUCUCUCAAAUGGCAAAACUUUUGGACUUUAUUAAGGUACCAGCUGCCAGAUCUUCGAUCAUAUGGCUUAUAGGAGAGUAUAGUGAAAAAGUACCCAAAAUAGCUCCGGAUGUAUUGAGAAAAAUGGCCAAAACAUUUGUAGAUGAAGAGGAUGUGGUUAAGUUGCAAGUUCUUAAUUUGUCUGUGAAGUUGUAUCUCACAAAUCCCCAGCAAACUUCAUUGUUGUGUCAAUAUGUUUUCACUUUGGCUCGCUACGAUGUCAACUAUGAUAUACGAGACAGAGCUAGAUUCCUAAAGCAGUUUAUAUUUCCUAACAACGGCGAGAGUAAUGUUUUAUCGGAUGUAGCCAAAAAGGUUUUCCUAUCAGCUAAACCAGCUCCCACCUUGGAGAGCAAGUAUCAUACCCGUAAUCUCUAUCAAUUGGGUUCUUUAUCACACUACUUGAAUAUGCGCUGUUCGGGUUACAAUGAUUUGCCCGGCUUUCCAGAACAACCUUCUGAUCCAACAGUUCGCAAUGUGGAUGGUUUUAUGCAGGAAAAUACUAGCAAAAUGUCGAAUCACUUGUCAAACAAUCAACAACAUCACACACCCCAAAAAGAGAACAACUCGAAACAAAAGAAGAAUAAGAAAACGGAAAAUUCGUUCUUUUCUGAGUCAGAAGAGAAAUCAUCAGAAUAUUCAAGCUCAAGUGAAUCCUCCUCGGGCUCAUCCUCUUCAUCGGACACAGAUUCAGAUGAUGAGAAUAAAAAUGAGACCACCAAAGAGGUGGUGGUAAAAGAAGCUCAAGUGCAUAACACAAACAAUAAUAAGAAAUCGAUUGAUUCUACGAAAAAUAAUAAUAUUGUUAACAAUACCAAUGGUUCUGGUACUUCAGAUUCUGAAUCCUCUUCUUCCUAUGGCUCCUCAUCGUCUUCGGCCAGUGAAUCUUCAGAUUCAGAAUCCGAUACAGACACCGAAGAUGAAACACCAGCCAAAAACAAUAACAAAAAUGUCAAUUCCAACAAGGCAGAAACAGAAAAUAAAAAAGAUAAAAAAAGUAAUUUAGAUUUACUUUUAGAUUUAGAUGACAUACCUCCUAUAGGACCGGUAAUGACUCCUUCUCUGGGUGGCUUUCUAACACCAGGCACUCCUUUAACAGGCUCUCACACUGCUGCUUUAAUACCCCAACCAAUGGCUAAUCGCAUAGAUCUGGUGGGCCCUUCUUUUAUCUCAUACAACCACAAAGAAUUAUUAAACAAACUUUCUGGACAUGGCCUACAAGUUAGCUAUCGCUACACACGUUCUCCUCAUCUCUAUUCUUCAGCCAUGGUAUCGAUAGAACUGCAAUUCAUUAAUCAAGGCACCGAGGAAAUUUCCAAUAUACAAAUGGGUCAAAAAUCUUUGCCGCCAGGCAUGCAAAUGCAGGAAUUUGCCCCCAUCAAUCUACUAAACCCGGGACAGUGUGCCACCAGUGUUAUGGGCGUGGAUUUUAACGAUUCCACACAUGCAAUCGAUUUUGAAAUCUGCUCAAACAAUGGUACUUCGCGUGUGACAUUUAAACCCAUAAUUGGAGAACUUAUACGCUCCAUACACAUUACGGAAACAUUAUUCAAAGAAGAACGACUCAAGCUUAGAGGCAUGAAUGGACAUCAAACAAAAUUGAAACUGAAACAGGAUACUGUUGAGGCCACAUCAUUGAAACAAAAAAUAUUUGAAUGCAUUAAUGUAGCCGCCAUAAACACUGGCAACACUGACAAUCCGAUCUAUAACUUUGUAGGGCAAACCAUGACUUCGAAGAGUCUGGUACUAAUCAGCUGUGAUUGGUCUCAGUCUUCCGAAGAUUUAGUGGUUCAAGUUAACUGUGAAAAAAUGGUUAUUGGCUCGAUGGUUUUAAAUGAAAUUACAAGUUCUUUAAAUGCCACAUUUAAAUAUUGAAUUUGCGCAACGAACUAAAAAAUUUGGAAAUAAAUAGAAUCAAACCAGAAAAUAUCCUAUAAAAACGAUUAUUUGAAAUUAGCUUUUAAGUUAAAUUUUGUGUGUCGACCUCAAUGUUAAAUAAUAUCGGAAUGUGUAUUAUCUUAAAUGUUGUAAACUAAAAUGCCUUGUUACUUUUUUCUUUUUGAUUUUAUCAUAUUUCUUGAAUACGGUUUCGUUCAAGAAAGCUUUGUUUUUUUUUCAAAAUUGAGGAAUUUUAAAGUAGUUAUUUUGCCUAUUGAAUAAUACAUUUAUUUUUUAUGAAUUUAUUAAGUAAAAUUCCAUAAAAAAGAAGGGAAUUGUGUAAAAAAUUGGUAAAUGAAAAAUAUUCUGAUAUCUUUUUUAGCUCAGAAAAAGACUUGAAUUUUUGCUGCAAUGUGUUUCGUAACUCAAAUGCCAAGGUUAUAUAUAAGUUUGUCAUUCCGUUUUUAAUUUCCAAAUUACUUACACACCUUAUUUAUACAUCAAUAUACCCGCUAUUUUCACGCUUCGGUCGCUAUAUAAAUGGCUGAGAUAUAGCAAAAAAUCACGACUACCUUGAUUUUUUAUCUAUAUCUGGAUUACUAAGUCAUUAACAGACAAUAUGGAUAUCUAAUGAUAGACAUCUUAAAGCCUUUCUAUUUGGACCGAUAAUGAGUCAAAAUCGGGAAAAAAAUGAUUUUUUCACUCUUUUUUUGUAAAUUUUUGGAUAAAGAAAUUUAAAAAAAAAAGUUCAUCAACAAUUUACAGAAAGAUGUUACUGUACUAAAGUAUCUCAUAAUAAAAUAUUGCUUUUUUAUUCUUUAAUUUUUUACACAAUUCUUUAAAAAAAACUAUUUAAUGUGUUAAUAUUAAAAUAUUCUAUAUGCAAAUUAUAUAUAUGAAAUAGCUAAUAAAGCAAAUAUUGCAUUAAAUCUUUACUAUUCUAAGCAAUUUUUGAAAUACUUUGCAAUUUUCAGGCUUAAAAGUCUCUCCUCUAGAUGUUUAAACCACUUUAAGGUUUCGUUAACACAAUUUUCUAUGGCUAAGCUUUUUAAAUAAAGAAAUUAAAAAAUAAAUACAAA